Molecule: messenger RNA, 825 nt
Organism: Trichoderma virens Gv29-8
Lineage: Eukaryota; Fungi; Ascomycota; Sordariomycetes; Hypocreales; Hypocreaceae
Exons: 3
Coding region: 1-825 (274 amino acids)
Source: RefSeq, a predicted model, not a curated record
AUGUCACACCAGUAUGACUAUCUCGCACACGCUGUUCUUGGCCUUGGAGCCUCGCAUCUAUCCCAACACGGCAACGUCGACUACACGUCGCAAGCCUUGCAGCAUCGUGUUACCGCUAUGAAGCUUGUCAAUGAACAGCUCGAUCACCCGCCGACAAAACCCGCCGACCAAGAUGCGCUCUUCGCGGCCGUGAUAUGUCUCGUCACCCAAUCGUCUCUUAUGCCGGACAGCAUGGUUGACUACAUCACAACAACGAGAGGCGGUAAUUUGGUAGCCUCAACCAUCAUUACAAACUAUGAACAUUCCAUCUUCAAGUACUUUACGCCGCUAGAACAUGAUCGAUCCCUGGAGAGGCUCAUCUGCGAACAGCCAAGGGAUUUUGAAGCCAUCGAAGGCUUUCACGCAUCCGCUCUGCGUAUAAGGCCGUUGUGCCAGAAGUUUACCGAGGUGGCAUAUUGUGAAUCCAUGAUUAAAUGCAUCAAUAAUUUACGCACCUCGUGUCUAGAAGCUUGGAGAGAAUUCGUCAUUUUGUUCAUCUUGCCGACCACUUUUAAUAAUCAAGACUUUAUGGAAUUCGUCGACUACGAAAAUCACACGGGCCAUCUCUUGCUCAUUCACAUGUUUCUUUUAGACUACGUACUUGGUAAUGCGUGUCUCUCUAAAGCUGACGAGCCCGAAUAUCCUGGGAGGAAAUUCGUCAUUAUCAAUUGGACUAGAGAUUUAGCCCGCAGGCUACCGUCCUCGUAUCAAGUAUACACUGAAUGGCCGCUAGAAUACUGCAAGUUUCUAGCUGAACGAGAUGCACGGUACCUUCUCAGCCCCUGA